Molecule: messenger RNA, 333 nt
Organism: Miscanthus lutarioriparius
Lineage: Eukaryota; Viridiplantae; Streptophyta; Magnoliopsida; Poales; Poaceae
Source: the annotation of a GenBank genome assembly
AUGAAGCCCCCGCCGCUAGCCGUGGUGGCGUGGCUGCCCCAGCGCUGCUUGCUCCCUGCUGCGGUCUCUCGCAAUGACUCAGAUCCGGGCGGCGAGAUAGGCUCUGAUUUAGUUGUUGUUCUAUCUCUGCAGGCAUCUAGGAUAAUAUUAGCAACUGAUGAUGAUCAUCCAGGUCAGGCUCUGGCCGAGGAACUUGCUCGUCGACUUGGUAAAGAAAGAUGUUGGAGAGUCAAGUGGCCAAAGAAGAAUGAUACAGAUACUUGCAAGGAUGCAAAUGAGGUACUGAUGUUUUUAGGUCCGCAAGCAUUGAGAAAGGUUAUAGAAGAUGCAUAA